GAUACUGUUCUCAGCGUGAUUCCCUUUUUGAAGCUCUUUACUAGUUGAGUCCUUCCGGGCAUGACCAAGCUACUCCAAACAAGACAGUACCUUGUUGCUAGUCAAAUGUGGGCAUGACCAAGCUACUCCAAACAAGACAGUACCUGCUCCUAAUGAAACACAAACAUAGUUCAGGAAGCAGACGCUCCACGCUCCCAGCCGCCCCCGCCGGCCUUUCUCGGGCUCCUCGAGCGGCGACACCAGCCCCAUGGGCGGCAGCAGCCUGCCGGGCCCUGGCUUCGGGGAGCCCUCGGGUUGCCGUGUCCCCGGGCAGCAGCACGCCACCCGUUCCCGCUGCCGGGAUUCUGGCCGGGGAAACGGCUCGGCCGCACAGCGCUCCACGUCCCGACACGCUGCCCUCCCGCCUGCUCCUCUCGCUGGGGAACUGCAGGCGGGCAGCUGCUUUCUCUUGUACCGGAGAAGCACUCGCAGCCGUUCCCAGACCCUCGCGCACGCGGCCGUGCGGCAGGCUGCACCGCACGACCCGAAAAGCCCAGAUCGCAGCAGCUCCAGUCCCGCUACCCGUGCACAAGCACCCACCACUCGCAGCAAGGACCAACCCCGAGUGACACCGGCGAAGGGCGCAGCCCUGGGGCGGAGCUGCUGGCAGAGGCGGGGAGGAGGUGCCGCGGGCGGAGCAGAGCCGGGGCUGUCGGGGGCAGCGCUGCGCGGGCAGCGGAGCGGCGGGAUGUGGCAGUGCCGGGCCGCGGGGCUGGCGGGGCUGGUCGCGGUGCUCGUCGUGUAUGUGAGCAGAGCCCAAGUGCAGCAGGAGCCUUCGGCAGAGACCAGCGAGGGCACCGCCAUCAACAUCACCUGCUCGCACCCCAACAUACAGUCUUAUAAUUUAAUCAACUGGUACCGUCAGCUCCCGGGCCGAGGUCCCGCAUUCAUCGAGUUCAUUCAGCAAGGCUCCAAGGAGGUGCGGGACCCGGCAGGGCGGCUGCGGGUGUCGGCAGACCGCCGCUCCAGCGCCCUGUGGCUCACCCAGCCCAGGCUCGGGGACGCGGCGGUGUAUUACUGCGCCCUAGACGCACAGAGACAGGAGUUAGGGCUGCGGCCGGGCACAAACUGUGGCGGGCGGGGAGGGGCGGUGCCGGGCGGAGCGGUAGCACAGUCCCGUCCUGGCCCGCAGGGGGCGCUGCCGCUCCUCCCG
This is a messenger RNA of Numida meleagris (helmeted guineafowl), 1192 nucleotides long. RefSeq lists its product as uncharacterized. The transcript has 2 exons. NCBI's taxonomy places the organism in Eukaryota, Metazoa, Chordata, Aves, Galliformes, Numididae. Gene Ontology annotation, biological process: response to bacterium. The annotation marks the transcript as partial. The record is from RefSeq and is a predicted model, not a curated record.